This is a messenger RNA of Tetrahymena thermophila SB210, 813 nucleotides long. RefSeq names its product transmembrane protein, putative. The record is from RefSeq and is a predicted model, not a curated record. Lineage: Eukaryota; Ciliophora; Oligohymenophorea; Hymenostomatida; Tetrahymenidae. The transcript has a single exon.
AUGAUUCCAAAUAUGAACUUGUAUAAAAACUCAAUAAUACAUGCUAAGAUGUUAAUGACUAAAACAGUUGUUUAUCCAUUUUAUUUAUUUCUAUAUCCUAAAUCUGCAUAGCCUAAUAUCUAUGGAAUCAAAGAAAAUACCAUAAAGCCUAAAUAAACAUUAAUAUAUUUUAGGUUAAAAUUCGAUUAGGAUUUUAUAGCAGCUACACAAGCUCCAAACCAAAAAAGAUAAUCAAGAACAAAGUAAUAAACAUUAUUUGAGACUGAUGAAUCAUUAUUUUAAUUUUUUUUAUCGUUUGUAUUAUCAUUUUAAGAACCUUAGGUAGCUAUCUGUAUAACGUAAGAUAUUAUUAAUAUAAUCAUAAAGACCAUAGAAAUCUUAUUAUGCCUUAUAAAACUAACAAGGCUAUUGUUUAUUAAUUUUUCUAGUUCAUAUUUUUGGAGUCUUAAGUCAUCUCCAUACUAGUUUUGGUUAGUGUUAUUUCUCUCUAAGUCAAACAGAGUAUUCUAUACAGGAACUCCUUACACUAUCUAAUGCGAGUUUACCUACUCUCCAUUAAUAGGCAACACGAAAGGGUAUUAGUUAUUAUUUAAUUUCAUUUAAGUAACUUCAAUUGAUGGUUACUUAGCUUCAGGUAAUUUAUUUUAAUUUGAAGUACUUUAAAUCUAAGUUUAAAUAUUAACAAGAGGCAUUUUUAUCCCUCUUAUGGUUGAUGAAGAUUAUUAAAAAUGUUAUUUUUUUAGAUUAUGCAUUUUUUUUUAGUAUUUCUGUAUAUUUUUAUCAAACUUCUUAACUUGUUAAUGGCAAUUAUGA